GGCGCUGGCUCUGGCUCUGGCUCUGGCAGUCCGGCUGGCAGGAGAGAAUUGGCGAGGGAUUGGGAUCGGGAGCGAAUUCCCAGCCAGCCCCUGUCUAGAGAGGGACAGGCCGCGCGCGCACGCACGCCACCGCGUUCCAUUGGCCGCGUCGUUGCCAUCACGCCGACGACUAAACUAGUCGAUCACACCAAGCUCACAGGCUCUCGAUCGCCUGUGAUCGGGCUGCCCUGCCGCCUCUUGCUCCCUUCCUCCUCUCGCCCAGCAGCCUAGCUACUUGAGCGAGACGAGCUCCAGCUGAGGAAGUGAGAGGUCGUGGUCCGAGAGGCGUGCGUGCGUGGCCAUGGACGGCGCCGAGGACGACGGGACGGAGUGGAUGAUGCAUGGUGCCGGAGGGAAGGGAAAAGGCGGCGGCGCGCUCGACAAGAACAAGAAGCGCUUCAGCGACGAGCAGACCAAGUCGCUGGAGUCCAUGUUCGCGACGCAGGCCAAGCUGGAGCCGCGCCAGAAGCUGCAGCUGGCGCGGGAGCUCGGCCUGCAGCCGCGCCAGGUCGCCAUCUGGUUCCAGAACAAGCGCGCGCGCUGGAAGUCCAAGCAGCUGGAGCGCGAGUACUCGGCGCUGCGCGACGACUACCACGCGCUCCUCUGCAGCUACGAGUCCCUCAAGGACGAGAAGCGCGCGCUCCUCAAGCAGCUGGAGAAGCUGGCCGAGAUGCUGCACGAGCCGCCGCAGGGCAAGUACUACGGCGGCAAUGCGGACGACGUGCGCUCGGGCGGCGUCGGCGGCACGAAGGAGGAGGAGGAGUCCACAGACGCCUGCGCCGGGGCCGCGCUCUACUCGUCCGAGUGCGCUGGCGGUGGCAGGUUCAUCGCGCACUUCUUGGCGGACGACGACGUGGGAGCAGCCCUCUUCCGGCCGCCGUCGUCUCCGCAGCCGACCGCUGGCUUACUCACGUCGUCGGGGCCGCCGGAGCACCAGCCGUUCCAGUUCCACUCCGGCUGCUGCUGGCCGUCGUCGUCGGCGGAGCAGACCUGCAGCGGCUCGCAAUGGUGGGAGUUGGAGUCCCUCAGCGAGUGACGUACGAUGAUCACAAGCGGCCGGGGGUCACUCGGUUCCAAGCACACGUAACUGGCCGGGCCAAUACGAGUUCGUUCGUAGCGGUCUCGUCACUCGUCAGCUAGCCCUGCAGAGCAACGGUGUACAUAGCUUCAGUAGAUCGAAGUCCAGGUCCAGGUCUGCCCAUCAAGCAGUUUCUUCUUCUCGCCAUCGAUCAUCGAUCAUGCAUGCAAAAGAUUUUUUUUCUCUCUCCCUUGCUACCAGAUCAUGUAAUCCAGCAGGAACAUGUAGAGAAAGAUCAAACGAGGUUAUAGAUCGAGAAGGUCGCCUGCAUAUGCGAGCUAGUCUAUUCUUUUCC
Zea mays is the source of this 1412-nucleotide messenger RNA. Its product is annotated as Homeobox-leucine zipper protein ATHB-12. The record is from RefSeq and is marked validated. Gene Ontology annotation, molecular function: DNA-binding transcription factor activity, RNA polymerase II-specific; sequence-specific DNA binding. The transcript has 2 exons. Lineage: Eukaryota; Viridiplantae; Streptophyta; Magnoliopsida; Poales; Poaceae. Gene Ontology annotation, biological process: positive regulation of DNA-templated transcription. Bases 341 to 1075 code for a protein of 244 amino acids. Gene Ontology annotation, cellular component: nucleus.